UAUAACAUGGGGAAGCAAGUUGGCUUCGAGGAUGUUCUAAGAUACUUUGACGAAGAUGGUGAUGGAAAGGUUUCGCCUUCAGAGCUGAAGCACGAGGUCGGAAUGAUGGGCGGUAAACUUCCAACGAAGGAAGCUGAGAAGGCAAUUGCAGCAUUGGAUUCUGAUGGAGAUGGGUUACUAAGUUUGGAGGAUUUCAUUGCCCUCAUGGAAGCUGGGGGAGAGGAGCAGAAGUUAAAUGACUUGAAGGUAGCUUUUGACAUGUAUGACACUGAAAGUUGUGGGUUUAUAACCCCUAAGAGCUUGAAAAAAAUGCUUAAGAAGAUGGGUGAGUCCAAAUCCAUUGAUGAGUGCAAAUCUAUGAUCAAACAGUUUGAUUUGAAUGGGGAUGGUGUCCUAAGCUUUGAAGAAUUCAGAAUUAUGAUGCAGUGAGGCAUGUAUAUAUAAAUGUUGAUUCUGUAUAGUGUGUAUUUGAAAUUUGAUUGAUUUGUUUGCACA
Glycine soja is the source of this 495-nucleotide messenger RNA. RefSeq names its product calcium-binding protein CML38-like. The coding region runs from base 7 to 429 and encodes 140 amino acids. Lineage: Eukaryota; Viridiplantae; Streptophyta; Magnoliopsida; Fabales; Fabaceae. The record is from RefSeq and is a predicted model, not a curated record. The transcript has a single exon. Gene Ontology annotation, molecular function: calcium ion binding; enzyme regulator activity.